CAUCAGCACUACUGUGUCGAUAGCGCUUCAUCUGGAGAUGACUCUUUUUCUUUAUCGACGCCACUCAUUUCUAGUCAAGAUCUAGCGAUGAGAGAUGCGCGUUGAGAAUUCAAUAGUCGCGAGAGCCCCGCGCUCUUCUGGUCGAAAUGUAACUCAUUCGCGGCGGGGAUGUCUGACCUGCAAAAAACGCAAAUUGCGAUGCCCAGAGAACAAACCAAUUUGCAGCCGCUGCUGGGACGAUAACAAAACAUGUAGAUACGAAGUCCAGCUGCAGUGGGAGGAUGAAAGCCGUCAGCGAGGCGUCAAGCAUGGUCGGGCUACUCGGACUUUGGCUCCUUUGAGCACCCAGUCAUGGGUAGAGGCCCCGAUGAAAGGAAAGGUGGAACAUUUUAUCAAUACUACUGUGCAUGACUUGGAGGAUGAAGUAGCCAUUUCGUUGUUCCCUUUCAGGCAUUCCUACACAAUCCUGCGCAGAGCGUCUAGUCCGAGCAUCAUCAUCGAGCCUGCAUUGUUUCCGACUUUGCGCGCGAGUCAAGACGGUCAAUUUUUCGAUUUUUACUUGCAGCGCGUUUGCGAGAACAUGACGCUCGUUGACUAUCAAUACAACGCUUUUCGCCAGAUCAUCCUGCCAUUAUCAUUGAAUGAUGAUCUUGUUAUGGAGACCGUUCUGGCCCUUGGAGCCUUAGCACUGAGCGCUACAGGACAGGAGAACAUUUAUACCGUUGCAUUACGACACAAACAUCGUUCGAUUCGACUACUUCGACAGAAAAUCAGCAAUAUCGAAACAGCUGUGAAUGACUAUAACCUGAUAGCAAUUCUAAUGCUUUGUGUUUUCGACAUAUCUGAUAACUGCCAAACAUCCUGGUCAACACAUUUAUCGGCUGCUAUCGAUUUGAUGCGCCUGCAGACCGAUAAAAGUAAAAUACCAGCGAUAUCACCGGCUGUUUCUGAAUUUGUUUCAAGAUACUUCCUCGUCAGGGACGCCCUUGGUCGCUCAGCCUGUGGGAAGAGGGCGAAGAUUAAGGAGCUCCCUUCGUCACAAUCUGAUGAGAUCGACCCUUCUAUUGGCUGUUCAUAUGAAUUAAUCCAUAUCAUCUCGUCAAUAACAGACGCUUCAAGAGAAAUAACCAUAUCCAACACCAGCCUCAUGGAAUCAAGCGACUGGUUGAAGAAAACCAAUAACAUAGACCACCAGCUCAGAUCCCUCGCCCAACGACUCCCACCUUCCUUUUCACAGAAUCCCACAACUGCUUCUCCCAGCGAAGCGCUCUCACCAUCUGACAUCCUCCUACGAACAUCAGCAUUCAUCCACACCGCAGCCAGACUAUACUUCAUCGCUACCCUUCGACCACAGGAGUGCUCCACAGCUCAAACACAACACCUACUCACCAGCGCUAUAGAAUGCAUCAGACCCCUUUCACCUACUUAUCUCCGCUCAGCGCAUCUAUGGCCGCUUUUCGUCGCUGCCGUGCAUGCCACCGAGGACGAGGACAGAGUAUUCUUCCUGGAUCAGUUCAGCGUGCUUGGAAGACAUGAGUUUUCCAUCGUUGCGGCGGGGUCUAUUGCCCGUGUGCGAGAUAUUGUUGAGACGGUGUGGAAGAGAAGAGAUUUGGCGGAGCCUAGCUCCCAUGUGGAUGAGACUAGGAUACGUAGCGAUUGGGCGAGAUAUGUGCAGCCUAUGAGUGAUCAGUUGAGUCUGGGUUGAUGCUGUACGCUCGUAUAAUGAUGAUGAUAUGUUCAGUUUUGGUUAUAAACGAGUCUGAUGAUGAGAUGUUGCGAGCAACUUUGGCAGAAGGGCAUGGGAUAGCGGAUAGAAUGUGGCUGGUUUCUAUUCUCUCUAUUCGCUCUUUGCUUCUCUCUUGUAUUCUGUUUAUCUCGUGUAAUACUACUUACGGAAGCUUGCCCUUAUUGUGGCCAAAGAUACUGAGAACGCUUCUCCUUUCACAGAUGCUUCAAACAAAAGGAU
This is a messenger RNA of Paecilomyces variotii, 1966 nucleotides long. Its product is annotated as fungal-specific transcription factor domain-containing protein. Gene Ontology annotation, biological process: positive regulation of transcription by RNA polymerase II. Lineage: Eukaryota; Fungi; Ascomycota; Eurotiomycetes; Eurotiales; Thermoascaceae. Gene Ontology annotation, cellular component: nucleus. The transcript has 6 exons. The coding region runs from base 95 to 1705 and encodes 536 amino acids. Gene Ontology annotation, molecular function: transcription cis-regulatory region binding; zinc ion binding; DNA-binding transcription factor activity, RNA polymerase II-specific. The record is from RefSeq and is a predicted model, not a curated record.